AUGAGCCAUGCGAUCCAUAGCCAGUAUGACUCGAUCCUGAUUCUCGAUUUCGGGUCGCAGUACUCGCACCUAAUUACGCGUCGAUUUCGUGAGCUGAAUGUGUACUGUGAGAUGCUUCCUUGCACGCAGCAAAUCAAGGAUCUGACGUGGCACCCGAAAGGCGUCAUCCUCUCUGGCUCGCCCUACUCUGUGUACGACGAAGUUGCCCCCCGCGUCGAUCCGGCGGUAUUUUCCAUGGGCGUGCCCGUGCUGGGCAUUUGCUACGGCCUGCAAGAGAUUGCAUGGAAUCACGGCGGACGUGUAGAUCCGCAUCAUACGCGUGAAUAUGGGCAUGCGACGUUGGACCUUGUGCAAACGGGCAACCGCGUCUGCGACGCGCUCUUUGCGGGCCUCGGCGAAGACCUGACGGUGUGGAUGUCGCAUGGGGACCAGCUGAGCAAGAUGCCAGACAACUUUGACGUGAUUGCGCGGACCAAGACGGCGCCCUACGCGGCAAUUGCGCACAAAGAGCAUCCCUUUUACGGCAUCCAGUUCCACGCAGAAGUCACGCACACCGCCCAAGGCACCAAGCUCUUUGAAAAUUUUGUGACUGUUUGUGGAUGCAGGCGCAACUGGACGAUGGAGACGUUCAUCGACAAGGAAAUUGCGCGGAUUCGUGAGAUGGUAGGUCCCCAUGGCCGUGUCCUCGGCGCCAUCUCCGGUGGUGUGGACAGCAGUGUCGCGGCCAAGAUUAUGCACGAGGCUAUUGGUGAUCGCUUCCACGCCGUCAUGGUCGAUAACGGUGUCCUGCGCAUGGACGAGGCGAAGCAGGUAGACGAAAAGCUAUCCAAAGACCUCGGCGUGAACCUCACCGUCGUCGACGCCUCCGACCUCUUUCUGGAGCGCCUUGUAGACGUGGAGGAUCCCGAGCGCAAGCGCAAGAUUAUCGGCAACACAUUCAUUGAAGUGUUUGAAAAAGAGGCCGAGCGCAUGGAAAAAGAGAUGGGCAAGUACGAGUAUUUGCUCCAAGGCACGCUGUACCCCGACGUGAUCGAGAGCAUCAGCUUCAAAGGCCCAAGUGCGACGAUCAAGACGCACCACAACGUCGGCGGCCUGCUGGAGGAUAUGAAACUCAAGUUGAUCGAGCCGCUGCGCGAGCUGUUCAAGGACGAGGUGCGGGCGCUUGGGCGCUUGAUGGGCAUUCCCGAGCACCUCGUUGGGCGCCAUCCCUUCCCGGGGCCGGGCCUGGCCAUCCGCAUCCUUGGCCCUGUGACGCGUGAUCAAGUCAAGCUGCUCCAGCAUGCGGACAAGAUUUAUAUCGAAGAGAUUUUCAAGGCUAACGUGUACAACGACAUUAGCCAGGCUUUUGCCGUGCUGUUGCCCGUGCGCGCCGUCGGUGUGCAAGGAGACAAGCGUACGUACGACCAGGUGAUUGCGCUGCGUGCCGCACAAACCACCGACUUUAUGACCGCGACGUGGUACCACUUUGACCCCAACCUGCUCUCACGCAUCAGCAACAGAAUCACAAACGAGGUCCAAGGCGUGAACCGCGUUGUGCUGGACGUUUCGUCCAAGCCGCCGGCGACGAUUGAAUGGCUGUAG
Messenger RNA from Malassezia vespertilionis, 1581 nucleotides. RefSeq names its product GMP synthase (glutamine-hydrolyzing) (gene GUA1). The transcript has a single exon. Bases 1 to 1581 code for a protein of 526 amino acids. Gene Ontology annotation, biological process: GMP biosynthetic process. Lineage: Eukaryota; Fungi; Basidiomycota; Malasseziomycetes; Malasseziales; Malasseziaceae. Gene Ontology annotation, cellular component: cytosol. Gene Ontology annotation, molecular function: GMP synthase (glutamine-hydrolyzing) activity; GMP synthase activity; ATP binding. The record is from RefSeq and is a predicted model, not a curated record.